AAAGCUUGAAUUAUUGAUGAGAGUAAUGGCGUUGCCGUCUGUCUGGAGCGUGAUGCGUGUGGCGAUCCUGUUCAUCUCGGUGGUUGGCCUGCUAAGCGUGAGGCUUGUGGGGGCCGGCCAGGACUCUGGGAGUGUCAUUCCUGCAGAAAGUCGUCCCUGUGUUGACUGCCAUGCGUUUGAGUUCAUGCAGAGGGCGUUGCAGGAUUUAAAGAAGACAGCGUAUAAUCUAGACGCACGGACAGAAACCCUCCUCCUGAGAGCGGAAAAGAGAGGCCUGUGUGAUUGCUUUCGUGCAAUACACUGAAACGAGCACUGGGAUUUGGCCAAUGGACAUUUAUUCAUUUUUAAAAUGCUGUUCAAUAAAUUACAGGAAGAUACGGAGUGCAAAUUGUGCCACAGGGCAAGGAAAACAAUUUUUAUCCUAACAGGUACAGCUCAGUUAGAUCAUUUGUGCUUUGAUGUGUUUUAUUAUUACUGUAUGCGAUAUUGCAUCUGCUGAAAUGUCAACAGAAGAAACAGUGCCAAAGUCUCGCUCAUGGGUUUUAUGUAAGGAUAGCACCUUGCUUUUCUGGUAUUUCAAGCCA
Fulmarus glacialis (Northern fulmar) is the source of this 584-nucleotide messenger RNA. RefSeq names its product chromosome unknown open reading frame, human C4orf48 (gene NICOL1). Lineage: Eukaryota; Metazoa; Chordata; Aves; Procellariiformes; Procellariidae. The record is from RefSeq and is a predicted model, not a curated record. The coding region runs from base 17 to 304 and encodes 95 amino acids. The transcript is spliced from 3 exons.